Lachnellula hyalina is the source of this 1506-nucleotide messenger RNA. RefSeq lists its product as uncharacterized. Lineage: Eukaryota; Fungi; Ascomycota; Leotiomycetes; Helotiales; Lachnaceae. Bases 1 to 1506 code for a protein of 501 amino acids. The transcript has a single exon. The record is from RefSeq and is a predicted model, not a curated record.
AUGGUAUCGCAAAUGGAAGUUGAGCCCUCCAAUUCUCUUGCGCGGAGGGGGCCCUCUUCCGUCGCAAGUUCAUCGAGGCACAGGAGGGGUAGCAGACAACAUAGGAGCACUGGGUACAUAUCGAACGAGUUCCCCGAGUUCUCGCAUACGGGCGAUGUGGAGAUCUUGGUUAGGGCUGGGUCAAGGACGAACCGGUAUCUCCUACAUCGAUUAAUACUUACGCAAUGCUCCGGAUUCUUCGAGGCGAGCACAAGUCAAGAGUGGUCGCGGGCGAGUAAUGAGGGUGGAGGAGAGUUGGCGAGGAUAGGAGAGGAUUCUGGGAGUGAGGUGGGUAGGAAUAGGGACGUGAAGAAGAGAUGGAGGUAUGAGCUGGAUACUGGCACCAACCGCGACGAUAUACCCAUGCUGGUGCAAAAGGAGAACAAAGCUGUAUCCGUCUUCGGCGCGAACGACGCUCUUCCUCCACCCGUGAGGAACAAACCUCCCUCUUCGAACCCCUCUUUCUUCCGCUCAGUCGCAAACCUCAGUCUGGCCUCCUCACACACACCCCAAGCUCCUCCCAUAAGUCAAGAAGAUCUAGAUCUACUCAAUGACUACGACAAUCUCUUCCGAAUAUUCUACAACUACCCCCCAGCACUCGACUCGAUCGAUAUAGCAACCGCUUAUAUACAAUGCAAAUCCCUCCUCACGCUCGCAGAUCUCUACGACGCCCUAGCUGUGGUAGGCCCUCGAAUUGACCAUCACCUUCUCCAAUUCCAAUCCCGCCUCUGGAAACAAAUCGCCAAAUACCCUACCUCGUACCUCAAACUCGGUUACCUGGCACAGUCGAAGAGUGUCUUUCAAGAAGCGCUCAUACAUGUGAUAGGAGCAUGGCCACAAGGGGAGCGGCACAUUAGGCGGGAACUGCCUGAUUCCGUGUUAGAAAUAAUUGAGGACAAGGUCGAGGAUAUGGCGGACAUGGUUGGGAAAAUUGAAGGGCGGCUUUUCAGAUUAAAUCUCACAACAUCGAGAGGCGAGCGAGUAACACCACAGAACUCGUACCUGGAUUGGCUCGUUGUGUCACUAUUCAGGCAGUGGCUUGCGGAUUCUACCUCCCCCCCUCCGCCUCUACCUCCAACUUCUGCUCGCGGACCACCUUCUCGGAAUGGUGGAGGCACCCAUGGAUCUCGUAGCUCUCACUCGCAUUCCCAAGCUGCUCUUACUGUUGCACCACCUCCGAACUACGAAGCCUCUCCACCUACAGGCCGUACUUUCCGCACCCUAGGCUCUUUCCCCGCCAAUUAUUUGAGCCAUGAUGAGUGUAAACGCUUCUUAAAGCUGACUCCCGAAUUAUAUUCCCGCGAUGCCCUCAAACGCUUCGAGAAGCGGAUGGAGGAGCUGCGAGGGCUAGCGAGGGAGGUAGUGAAGCCCCUAAUGGGAUGUUGUUUACUGGGUAGCGCCGAGGGCGUAGCGUAUUUGACGUGUACAAGGGUGGAGGAGAGAGAUUUCCCUUGGUUAGGGGAGUGA